Messenger RNA from Moneuplotes crassus, 423 nucleotides. The record is from the annotation of a GenBank genome assembly. Lineage: Eukaryota; Ciliophora; Spirotrichea; Euplotida; Euplotidae.
AAUAAAUAUAGCUUUUAUAUAAAGAUGAGGGAACUCGAGACUUACGACGAAUACAAGGAAUUCUUGGAAGAACAUCCAGACAAGCUUGUCAUUAUUGACUUCCAUGCUGAAUGGUGCGGUCCAUGCAAAAUGAUGGGCCCAAAGUUCGAAAAUCUGGAGGAGGAAGAAAAAUAUGGUGACAAGGUCGUCUAUGCUAAAGUUGAUGUUGACGAGAACGAAGAAACUGCAGAAGAACUUGACAUCGAAGGCAUGCCAACUUUCAUUCUCUAUGUAAAUGGGGAGACUGUCAACCAGAUGGUGGGAGAUGACUUCAAUAAAUUGCUCGGAAUCAUUGAUGAAGAGGUAGCUAAAGUAUAAGUCAGUAAAUGGAUUCAUAGCAAGAUCAAACUAGAGGAAACUCAUUUUAAUUUCUCUAAAGAUUGG